AUGAUUUUCGUAUUUCAGAGAAGCAAGCGAGCGCUGGUGCCUCAACUGGUGGGAUUGUUGGAGCUGUUGUUGAACCAUCGAGCAAAGUCAAUGGCCGCCGAAGAACUGUACCUGUACGGUGGUAUGGACUUGUAUGCAUCCAAGUCGGUCCUUAGUCGCAAGGAUAUUGUGUUCGAGUCGGUAAUCAAGUCCGGGCACUUUGCUCACAUCUACAAAGCCAAGUAUCAGGGAAAUACUGUUGUGGCAAAAACACUCAAAGAAAACUACGCCACAAAAGAUGAGUUCCUCAUGAAGGCGAAGAUCAACUUUUCAUCCGAAAAGAUUGGAGACCAUCCAAAUGUGUUGAAGUAUCUGGGAUCUGUCCUCGAUGACAAGAACAUGGGACCUUUUAUCCUCUACGAGUACUGUGAGAACGGUACAUUGAAAGAGUAUCUGGUCCAACAAAAGUCCAACGUUACCACAGCGAUCGAGGAAACGCUCUUCCGUAUAGGACUCGACAUCGCCAAGGGCAUGGAGUACCUGGCUGGAAAAGGGAUUACUCACCGACGUCUGGCGGCACGAAACAUCCUGCUGACCUACUUGAACGAAGUGAAGAUCUAUGGAUUUGGCCCGCAACCGGAAGAAGAGUAUGACGGGGAUGCAGAGAACGGCAAAAAGGAGAGAAUUCCAAUCAAGUGGAUGGCGCCCGAGUGCAUGGCGGUAACGAAAGAUGCAGACGAGAAAAGUGACGUGUGGUCGUUUGGUGUGGUCCUCUGGGAAGUGUUUUCUAUGGGUAAGGCAACUAACUUGCCUAUUAUGCGGAUAAAACCAAGUUAA
Dreissena polymorpha is the source of this 816-nucleotide messenger RNA. RefSeq names its product tyrosine-protein kinase CSK-like. Bases 1 to 816 code for a protein of 271 amino acids. Gene Ontology annotation, molecular function: ATP binding; transmembrane receptor protein tyrosine kinase activity. Gene Ontology annotation, cellular component: signaling receptor complex. NCBI's taxonomy places the organism in Eukaryota, Metazoa, Mollusca, Bivalvia, Myida, Dreissenidae. The record is from RefSeq and is a predicted model, not a curated record. The transcript is spliced from 6 exons. Gene Ontology annotation, biological process: cell surface receptor protein tyrosine kinase signaling pathway; protein phosphorylation; multicellular organism development.